Symbiodinium sp. CCMP2456 is the source of this 513-nucleotide messenger RNA. Lineage: Eukaryota; Dinophyceae; Suessiales; Symbiodiniaceae. The record is from the annotation of a GenBank genome assembly.
AUGGCGGUCCCUCCGGACGUUACGCUGAUGGAACGGGCAGUGCUGGAUCUCAACCAGCGGGACUUGUGGAACGGCCAGAACCUUGAUGCCAAUUCAUUGCUGGCACUGCGGUGCCUGUCGGAGGAGCAAGCAAUGGACCUCCUGGGGUCUUUAUAUUCCAAAGGCACGGGCAAAGGUGGAGUGAGCAUCUCCAAUCCCAACAACUAUCUCCAGGCAGCUAUUGCCAAGAUUGUGCGGACGGGAAUGUCCAGCGGCAUGAACUUCACCGGAAACCAGACGAGGCAGAAGGCUGCCGAGCUCGGGCUUUCCCUGGAGGAUCUGACGCUGAAAGCGCUGGCUCGCCUUCCCCUUCGCUCCUCUGUGAAGCUGCUGGAGUCGGCAGCUGCAGCUCAGAUGGGAGGAGCGGAUCCCAAUGCCGUGAUCAUUGCGGAGGAUUGUGCGAAGUUCGGGCAGGGUCAACUGAACUCUACCCUGGUUCAGAUUUGUCCGGCUUGCACUGUUCUUCUUCAGUGA